AUGACGGCAUUCGCAACGCUGAUGUGUGAUGACGCGUCGACCCUACCGGCGAUGGUACUGGUGACAUCACUACUCCAGUCUGGCACAUCUGCUCAAAUUGUUGUGAUGCUUUCUCCCGCAGUGAGUAUGGAGGUCAAAGGUGUAGUCGAUCGGAUUUUACCGGGGCAGGUGGCCGCGAUGCGCACAAACACGGUGCCGUACCCCUUCAAGGUGCGACAGGCUGAGGUGGAUCGGGGGGUGAAGCGGAGCUGCCGCUAUACGAAAUUGCGAGCGUGGUCUCUCGUAAGUUUUGAUCGAGUAAUACUAUUGGACAGUGAUAUUUUGGUUCUUGGGUCGCUCGACUCACUUUUCACAAAGGCAUCACGGACAGCAGCUGUUGCAGACAUAUAUCCUAGAGUGUUCAACGCGGGUUUAAUCGUGCUUGCGCCAGACAGCGGCGUACACAAACGGCUCGUGACUGCGGCGGGCGCAACUUUUUCGUACAAUGAGGGUGAUCAGGGUUUUCUGAACUCUUACUUCGAGGCC
Molecule: messenger RNA, 525 nt
Organism: Aureococcus anophagefferens
Lineage: Eukaryota; Pelagophyceae; Pelagomonadales; Pelagomonadaceae
Exons: 1
Molecular function (GO): glycosyltransferase activity
Source: RefSeq, a predicted model, not a curated record